Messenger RNA from Emiliania huxleyi CCMP1516, 2154 nucleotides. RefSeq lists its product as hypothetical. The transcript has 3 exons. Lineage: Eukaryota; Haptophyta; Isochrysidales; Noelaerhabdaceae. The record is from RefSeq and is a predicted model, not a curated record. Bases 1 to 2154 code for a protein of 717 amino acids.
AUGGACACCUCCACGGAGGUGGCUACCAAAUGCGCGGCACAUGCCCUCGUCCUGUCGCACAGCGCGGACUGCUGCUGCGACCUGCGCGGCCUCUCAUGCAUGCCGGCCGCGCGCUGCUUGAAGAGGGACACCGCCCACGUCUCUGAUGGAGUGUCUUUGCGAAAAUGGAUGCGCGAGACACAAUCGACCAAUGCGAGCGCUUGGUACAAGGGCCUGUUCCAGCCACCGGGGAUGUUUCUGCAGUACUCGACCAUACAUGCGUGGCAGUCAUGGCUCCGAACGGGCUCCUUUGCCGGCCGAUGGCCACCAAUCCUCUACCGGUACAUCCCAAACGACAAUGCGUGGUGCGUGCAGCGUGGCCUGCGUGGCCUUUCGUGCUUCCUCGGUGGCACCACGGGUGACGAGAUGGUGCAACCGUCCGCGCUCGGUGGGGACGCGCUCAGACUGUCACCCGCCCGACUGCCGAGCCACGCAUCAGCUGCACGAGAGGUCAACCGCGUUCAACAGUUCCGGCACGAACGCCCGCUCCAGAGACAAAAGGAGCUGGCGCCGUUGCAGUACAUGCUCACGUACGCGCACGUGAGCGCGGUUCUGUUCAGCCCACAGCCCCCCGUCACAGCAGCCUACUCGCACCAUCUCAAGUCUAUACGGCCCAGUCAUGAGCGGCGCUUGGCGCUGACUGUUGGCCUGCACAUCCGACGUGCCGACUCGUGCACGCGUAUCAAGACGCUACAGCUCAAGCCUGCCCCACUCGAGCACAUGGGGCAGCACAGCAACUCGCGGAUGUGCUUCGCAACGAGCGUAUACAUGGACGCGCUGCUGAAGCUGUACCGGAGGUAUGGCCCCCUCAAGGUUCUUGUGUCGUCCGACUCGUCUUCAGACAUGGUUGCAGAGAUGCGUGCGGCGGGCGGCGCGUUCAGGCAGGUGUUCCAGAGCUCGCACUGGCACUAUCUCGACUACCCGCGCGAUGACUUCAGCUACCCCGAAGCGGCGGCGCAACGCAAGUCCGGCGCGCAACCCUUCAUCGAGUUUAUCAGCGACAAGAGGCAGCAAGCGCGAAUUGGCGAGACGGCGUUCGCCGACCUUGUGCACCUGAGCCACAUGCAAUUCUUUGUCGGCCACCUUGGCUCGCGCUUUGGCAAAUCUGCGUGGGCUCUGGCCACUGCACGGCACAACACGUUUGUGCCGUACAUUUCCGUGGAUGGGCACUCGCCGUGUUGUGCUAUAGACGAGAACUGCGCCCUCCUUGCCAUGCGCGGCAUGGUCGACUGCCUCUCCUUUGCCCACGAGCAUGGGUGUCCCAACAACCAUUAUUGGCAGGAAGGCGCGCAGCCCGGACUUGAUUUGCCUCGCGACCACACGGUUGAUGACACCUACUGUCUGGAUGUCUCGCCGGUGGCGGCCUGUGCUGCGGCGGCGGCGGGCGAGGACGCCACCGACGACCUGUGCGGCGUCACGUCCAACCGCAAGAAGCAGGAGGUCUACUCGCCGACGGGGGAACAGUUUUUUUUACUCGCCGACGGGCGAGACCUCUCCUUCCUGCCGGCGGCGGUUCGCGGCUCGCCCCACCACGCCGACGGGCGCCUGCUCGUCAUCAAGGUGCUCGGGACCUUCCUGGGCGACGCUGCUGAGGCCUCGCGCCGCCUCGUCGAGCGGGUGCGCCGUGCGCUGGCGCCGCUGGCGGGGCGGGAGGGCGUGUGCGGCCUACACGACACGCGGCGGUGCAACCUCGCGCUCCAGAUUCAGAUGACGCUCAAUCGCUUCUGCGCGAACGCCUCCCUCAACUACUUCCUCCGCACGAUGCCGGAGGAGGCGACGCGGGAGGCGGCACGGCUGCACGAUCGGCUCAUCGGCGAGGCGUUCAACGAGCUCACGGCGGGGCGCUUGAGCUCGACGGCGCAGCGCAGGGCGGCGCUGCAGCAGGCGCGGCUGCCAGUCAAGCUCGGCGGCGCCGGCCUCACCUCCAUGUCGGCCGUCACCGACGCGGCGAUCGUCGGCUCGUGGUGCCUCUGCUGGGAGCCUAUCGCUCGCCUCUGCCCGCAGCUGGCGCGCGGCAUCGACCUCGGCGCCGCCGCGGUGGCGGCGUCGGCGGUGGCGGCGGCGGAGGCGGCGGCGGGGCAGGCGGAGGCGUGUGUUCAUUGGGGGGGGUCAUAA